Molecule: messenger RNA, 3249 nt
Organism: Penicillium salamii
Lineage: Eukaryota; Fungi; Ascomycota; Eurotiomycetes; Eurotiales; Aspergillaceae
Source: the annotation of a GenBank genome assembly
AUGGCUCAUUUCUUGCGUGGAAAGCAAGCCGGUAUUCAAAAGGACCUGUCCGAGGGGUUAUCCCCCGACUUGUUCCUCUUGGACGACUUUGCACGAUGUGGUGUGAAUUCACAGAUUAGUGCGAUCGCCUAUGAUCCGGUUCAAUCUCUGAUCGCUGUCGGUACCAGUGAUACUCAGUUUGGAAGUGGGCAGAUCUAUAUCUUCGGCCAGCGACGGGUGUUGGUGACCUUUGAGUUCCCGCGCAAAGCAUCGGCCCGCUUCCUCCAGUUUUGCGCCGACAAGCUCAUCAGUAUAGACUCUAAAAAUGAGAUUUGUGUCUACUCCCUCGAGACUAGACGCAUGGUCGUAUCUUAUGCUCCACCGGGGCAGGCGACUGCCCUGUUGACGGACCCGAGCUUGGAUUAUGCGUUCAUUGGCAUGCAGAAUGGUGAAAUUAUCGCCUAUGAUCUCGAUCGCGAGUCUUUGACGCCUUUCAAGGUUCCGAAUCUGUGGUUGGAGCGCAACCCCCGUGCACGAUUCUUCCCUGUUGUGUCGCUAGAGUUUUCUCCACGGGAUAUUGGCAAGAUUCUGGUGGGCUACCCGGAGGGAGCAGUGACAUUCACGUUCAAGCAAAAUCUCGCACAAAAGUACUUUGUCUAUGAGAUUCCUCCCGGGGCCCCAGGCGCAGAUUCUCUCCCAACGCACGAAGUGCGCAGGCCUAAGUUGACCAACGCAAUUUGGCAUCCCAACGGAAUCUUUAUCUUGACCAUUCACGAAGAUGCAAGCUUGGUUCUUUGGGAUACAAAAGAUGGUCGUAAGCUCCAUGCUCGAACAGUUCAAACACCCAAUAUCGACCAGCCAAAUUCCGGCAGACCUGGCUCGCCUGACGAUGGUGCUGGACCCAAAGAGGCAGUCACAAAGAUUGUGUGGUGUGCUAAAGAAAACCCGGAUGACACUGGUCUUCUUGUGGCCGGAGGUCGCCCUGUAGGUGAUCAGAACAAGGGUUUCACUUUCCUGGACAUGGGUCCCACUCCCAACUACCAGACAUCGUCUUGGCAGGUUUUGUCGACUUAUAUGGAACGGUGCCGACGAACAAUCAACCUGUCAGUCCCACUUGGAGCUCAGGUUGUCGACAUUUGUUUGAUUCCUCGGUCUUCGCCAUACUUCAACGGUGCCCACGAUCCAAUCGCCCUGAUUGCUAUGCUAUCAUCGGGUGAAAUCAUCACCCUGAGCUUCCCAAGUGGGCAUACAAUAACCCCAACCAACAUGGUUCAUCCGUUCCUAACGCUUGUUCAUCCAUUUGUGAACAAAGCGGUCCUCACACCUGUCGAUCGCUCUGUGUGGCUCGGCCUCAAAGAGCGCCGACUGCAAGGCCCCAAAUUUGUGAUGGGCGGUGCGGAGGCAAAGAACCCCCUCAAAAGAUUUGAGAACCGCAACAUUGUCUCCAUGGCCCACGCAGAUGGGACUGUCCGAGUCUGGGACUGCGGGCAUGAUGAUGAAAUUGAAAAUGGCGAUGUAGUGCAAGUUGAUCUUGCCCGUGCCAUCGGUCGUGUCAGCAAUAUCGAAGUAACCGAGAUGUGUCUCGCCAGCGCUUCAGGCGAGAUGUCUAUUGGACUCAAAACUGGAGAGCUUGCCAUCUUCCGUUGGGGAAACAACCCCUCUUAUGGACGUGAGGAGUCCCCUGGUGCCAACCAAGGCCCAGGGAAGUUGACUCCAAUUACACAGAGAACGGAUCCUGGGCUUAAGACAGGAAUGCUUCCGUUGACCCUUCUAGAUAUGCAACAAGGCCCAAUCACAGCGUUGAAGCACGGUCAAGUUGGAUUUGUUGCGGCUGGCUACCAGGGUGGCUCUUUGGUCAUCAUUGAUUUACGGGGACCUGCUAUUAUUCACACUGCGCACGUGUCCGAUUUGAUCAAGGCACCCAAACGCAGUAGCUUCCGCAAGGCUCGGGGCUCAGAGGAUGCUCAGCCGGAAUGGCCUACUCAGAUUGAAUUUGGUGUGAUGACAUUGGAAGGCGACGAUUAUUCUAGCAUCUGUUGCUUUGUUGGCACAAACAGAGGCAAUGUGGCAACCUUCAAAAUUAUUCCUGCAUCUGAUGGAACCUACGAGGCUGCUUUCGCGGGAACAUCGUCAGUCGAGGACAGUGUCAUCAAUGUCAUUCCUAUCGACGCAGAUUCUGGCGGUCUUGCGUUAGCCACGCCCAGCGCUGUUGGGGGCCUGAGAAGUGGAGCAAAGGUCAAUGGUGUCGUUAUUGCAGUGACUGCCUCAGGUUGUCGUAUCUUCAAGCCACCAAUCUCGAAGGGUGCACACAAGGAAUGGGAAGACUACCUUUGUGACUCGGCGGCGGUCGUCAAGACCGAAGGACGUGGCUAUAGCUUGGUUGGCCUCUUCGGCGAUGGUAACGCGCGGGCAUUCUCCAUCCCCGCACUUCGAGAUAUCGGCUGUACCAAAAUCAAUCAUAUCGCGGAAAUGCGGCGACUGUCCGAAUCAUGCAUCACUCCCACAGGAACCGUGAUGACAUGGGUCGGCCCUUCGGAGAUAGGGCUCUUUAAUGUGUGGGCAGGUGGGAACGGACUACAUCCCUCAAACGACCAACUUUACAAUCCGGAGGCGGUUCUCCCCCAACGUCCGACCAUCACUAACAUGCAGUGGAUUUCUGGCACCCAAUACAUUUCUCCAGCUGACAUGGACAUUCUGAUUGGUGGCCCAGGCCGACCACCAUCCAAACGGAUGGUUGAACAGAUGAAGCAAGAGGACCAGGAACGUCGCGCUGCUCUCAGAGAAGGGCGUGCUCCACCACCCGAGGCAAGUGGGAGCCAGGAAGGGUAUUGGUCUUACAUGUCGCGGCAAGUCCAGGAACGUACGGAGCGUCUAGGGAUUGCUGGGGACAGUAUGGACCGACUGGAAGAAAACAGCAGCAAUUUUGCCAAUGAUGUCGGCAAAUAUGUACAGUCACAAAAGAAAAAGGCUGUGUUUGGCUGUAAGUUGAUCGACAAUAUGGUACCACCCCCUUGCAUGGCUGAUGCUGACCGGUCUUUUGCGCACAGUGCUUGGUUCAAAGUUUGGACUUUAGGUGACUUACUCGUAGGAGUUUGUAGAGUUCGAUGCUUCUGUUUACGUUUGGCGUUCUUUGACUUCCGUCAACGUCGGGAUGCUACCCCCAACCAUGUACAUAGUAUUUAUUACCCCAAUUUCAUCCUUCGGUCUCCUUUCAUACUGCAAUUUGUUUUCAACAAACCUCCAAUGGCUGGGCCGUGCACCUACGUAUGA